Psylliodes chrysocephalus is the source of this 5967-nucleotide messenger RNA. The record is from the annotation of a GenBank genome assembly. NCBI's taxonomy places the organism in Eukaryota, Metazoa, Arthropoda, Insecta, Coleoptera, Chrysomelidae.
AUGCAUUCUACUUCAAACUGUUUGAAAGAUACAAAAAGUAGCGAUUUAUGUUCGCUUGUUAUAAGCAUUCCCAGUCGGACAAAGUGGAAUCAAUUCGGAUGUAUACUACUUGGAUUGCCCAAUUAUUUGUUGUGGAACGUACUGAUUUUGGUGACGGCUGUUCUAAACUAUAUUUUCGUGACAACAGACUUAUCAUUCUCUCAAGAAAAUUACGAAAAUUUCCUACAUUUCUACAUAUUCUUCGACAUCCUCUACCUCCUCAACUUGCUCAUACUAGUUCUUCACAAAACGUUCGCUUGGACCACGCCAACUUUACUUCCGAAAAUAGACAAUUCUCUAAUAACGAUUGUUAUCGAUUUUUUGUCUUUAGUGCCUCAAAUUCUUCUGCUCGUACCUCUCGCUGAUCGUUCUUUCAGUUUUUUCAUACCUUUGCUGAGAGUGUCGAGUAUGUUAAGGCUGCGUCACUUGAAUUUCUUUUGGAAAAUUCUCAGAAGAUUACCGGACAACAGGUGGAAAUGGUUUGCUGCUCAGUAUGCGACUAUGUUUUGUCUUUGUGUGCAUACAAUUAAUUGUAUAUGGCGUUUAAUAGAAAACGACGAAGACUGUAAGCUCUAUGAAUCGACCCCAAUACCAAUAAAUAAUUCCACAGAUUGGUACCUCUACCAUGUUUACUAUACUAUCCAAAUAUUUCUGAAUAUUGGUUUCGGAGACAGUUUUCCAAAAAAUUUUAAUGAGUUAUAUUUAAUCUCAGCUAUGUUAUUGAUGGGGCAAGCUAUGACAGUAUGGUUGGUUUGUCACAUAACAUGCUUUUUGAUUCAUCGAGAUUAUCACAAACUUUAUAUAUCAAAUAAGAUCAAAGAUGCAAUAAAAUAUAUCGAAGAUAUGAACGAAUCAUCCGAAAAAUUAAAAAUUUCCCAAUACUACUCUAUAAAAGAACAUAACAAUUUCAAAUACAUCGAUUCACUCAUCGAUAUCUUACCAUUUUCCCUCAAACAAGACAUUUUCUACGACCUAAACUGUGGUCUCUUACGUAGAUCUUUGAUUCUCAAAGAGUUACCCGUCUCCAUUUUAAAAAGGUUAUCUUUGGCUAUGAAAACCGUAAUAUUAGCAUCUGGAGAAAGUAUAUACUUCCAAUAUGCCGUUAAAACUUGUAUGGUUUGCGUUGAGGAUGGAAUUUUGGAAGUACUUAAUGACGAAGAUCAAGAAAGUCCGCUUAUUUUUUUUAGAAAUGGUACUGUUUUAGGAGAAAUUGCUCUAUUUUUCAAUAUUCCCUCAAAAGCCACAGUCAGAGCAGGCAAAAACACUGAACUCCGAAUUCUUGAAAAGCGCGAUUUUUUGGAUAUCAUGCAUCGUUUUCCAGAGCAUCUCAAAAAUCUACAAACAAUUUUAAACAAACGCUUGUCGUCUGCGAACAAGCCUAGGAAAACGAUUCAAAAAUUUUGCCUGCCUAGCCUGAGAAGGUUAAAAGUAAAACUGAGCAAUAUUUUCGUUACUGGCGAAACCGAAUUUGAUUUGGACGAAGAGCAUUAUGAACUGUAUAAGUUAUAUGGAGAAAGAGAUAAACUAGCUUAUGUAGUUGAUAACGGAAAUGGAUUGUUUAACUAUUGGAAGGUAAUGAGCGAUGUUGGGCAAAUUUUGUUUUGCAUCUUGUACCCGUACUACGCAGUUUUUGAAAAGAAUAUUCCUGAAUAUUUAAAUUGUUUUGGAAUAUGUACUGACAUUUCGUGUUUUUUCGAUGUGGUUUUCCAGACGACAACGUCUAUUAAAGUUGAGGGAAAAGUGGUUAGAACUGUAACAAAAAUCGUGGAUCAAAAACUGAACGAUUGGAAAUUCAAUAUGGACGUAUUUUCACUGUUUCCUAUAGAAGUAUGGUCGUUUCUUUUUGAAAAUACAACACUGGAAAAAAGAUUUUUUGAUUUGUUUAAACUAAAUCGACUAUUGAGAUUGCAUAGAAUGCCGAAUCUCCUAAACAUGUUAACUGAUGAAAUCAAUUUGUCAAUGUCUUGGAAUAUUUUAAAUAUCUUUGUAUACUGUACUUUAUGUACUUAUUAUUCAGCUUGCUUUCUGUAUUUGAAUGCUUGUUUUGGUGUUAUUUGUAAUGAUUUUAGCUGGUUUUAUUUAAUCCCAAGAGAAAUAUACGCUAUUGAAGAUGCCAAAUCAGCUUUAAUAGACUCUAUCUAUUUUACAAUAACGUCAACAUUUUAUACAGGAGUUGGUGAUAUUCUGCCAAAAUCACCAAGUGAUUAUUGGAUUCUUACCAUUCUCAUACUGUUAUUUUUGAUAUUCAAAAGUUAUUGGAUUGGACAAAUUACUUCAUUCGCGUUUCUGAAAGCUAUGUGCAGCGGUUUCCUGGAAACGACGUACUAUAUGAAUUAUUUAACAGAAGUUUACAGAAUUCCUAACCAUUUCAAAAACAAUAUUUAUAGAUUUUUCCAAAUAGAUCAGUAUUUCUACAGAGAAAAGAGCAAACUCUUUAUACAGGAAACUGUGCCUAAUUCGAUGGAAUCUCUUGUUCAAAUAUCAAGAAGCAAAGAUGUAUGGAGAAAAAUUCCGUUUUUCAAAAAAGCUGAUUCUUAUUUUUUGGCGUUGAUUGAAAACAGUGUAAGAUUUUGGACUUUACCAAGGAACGAAAUUGUUUAUUCCCAUGGAGACCCUACUCGUCGAAUGUUCGUCAUAAAAAAGGGCUACUGCGAUAUCUACGACGUAGAAAAUGCUUUCGAAAAAACUCUUGGUCCAGGUUCUGAGCUAGGUAUACUCGAAAUGAUUUAUUGUCUUUCGAAAAAGCACACGGUCGUAACUAAAACCGAUUGCGUUUUGUUCUAUUUGGAUUAUUUCGUGUUGGAUAACAUUCUAAAAUUAUUUCCAAAAGAAUUUAGUACUCUAGAAAGCGUUAUGUUUCAAAAAGAACUUCUGGAAUACGUUGCAGGGUUAGAACUGACCGAAGAUACGUAUGAAAAUAUCGAUACUAAGGAUCCAACUGAUAAAGAAGAAAAAGAUUUCAUUAACAUAUCAAAGAAUUGGCCACAUUAUUGUGAUAUCUAUAGACAAAGACUUAGUGUGUUUUGGAUUUUUGGUCUCUUUUUGCUACCAGUAGCGGUGUACCCAGAAAGUUUCGCACUCAAAACGUGGUGCAUCAUUAGAGCCUGCUUUAUAUUUCUACAAACGGUUAUUCAUGUCAUAUUAACUCUAACACCGCCUUUUGCUGAAGAUUUAAGCUGGAUCGCUUGGGUUUGUCAAGGUACUUUGUACCUUGAUAUGUAUGUAAGUCUUCAUAUUGGAUAUUACGAACAAGGUGGGACAUUGAAGGUUCAUCCAUUUUACACAGCUCGGAAUUAUCUUACUCAUGGAUUUCUUCUGGAUCUGAUAGCAGCUGUACCCUGGCAAUACUUCGUGGUCGAACCCGACAAUUUAGCCUUCCAUUUCAACUACUGUUUUUGGGAUUUAGUCAAAUUGGUACAAUUCUACAAAGUUAUCAAAUGCAUUAACUAUUUCGAAGAAACCUACUUUGAGCUAACGAACAUUUUAAACGUUUUGAAAUGUUUGUCUUUCACAGUUUUGUCUGCUAAUAUUUUAACUAGUGUUUGUUUAGUCUAUAUUUAUCAAGAGUUAAAUGUUACGAGUAACGGAUUAGAAAGUAAAAAAGAUUUUAGUCGAGCAGAUUGGAUGCUUAAGAAAACAGAUUUAAUAGAAAUGUACAUAACUAGUCUAUUUACCAUAAUUGAUUGGUUCACGAGUACAGGUAUUGUAAGCUUUAGACCAAUGCAAAUAGCUACAAAAAUGGCAGCUAUUUUCACAACUCUAUUUGGAUUUUUUGUAUUUACUUUGCUGACAAGUAUAAUUUCUAAAUUAAUGUUGGCAGACGCUGAAGAGACUAUUAAUUUUAGAGACAAUAUUUCCCAACUGUUUAAAUUUUUGGAUAGAAACAAUAUUAAUAGCAAUUUAAAACAAAAGAUUUUAGGACAUUUCACACUAAUUUGGGACAGAACCAAAGGUUUCGAUAUAGAUUCCAAGGCAUAUACAGAUAAUUAUUUUCGAGACAAGCUCUUAAUCAAUUAUCAUGAAGAACUUUUUUACGGUGUACCUUUGUUGUAUCAUUUUGAUACCAGCUAUAUGAAACUCGUUCUUAGUCAGAUACAAAUUCGACACUAUCAAAAAGGUGAAGUAAUAGUGAACUACAAAGAUGUACUUUCCGAUAUAUACAUAGUCAGUUCUGGACAAGUAGAAAUAUUCAAUAAAACAAAUGAGCCGUUGUGUCUGCUUGGUCCAGCUGCCGUUUUUGGCAACCUCCGCAAAAACGUUCAUGGUCUCAGCAAAGUUUACGUAACGGCUAGAAGAAAUGUAGAAAUAUGGCUACUGAAUACCCAGUCGUUCUUUAAUACCGUCAAAUAUUACCCACUUAUCGUUCAAGAAUUGGAAAAUUUGCUGAAAGGAAAACCAGCUUAUUUAGCGCCCGUGGUUACUAGUAAUUUUUUUAUUUUUAGUAGGACGAAAGGUAUACUGGAUGACUUAGAAUCAGACGAAGAGGAAAUUGACAAAAAAGCAUCUAGUACGACUUGUAAUGAUAACAAAUCACCUAAUAAAUGGACAAAAUUUACUUUAAAACCAGACCAUACUAUUUUCAUAGUUUUGGAUUUUUUAACAUUCACAUCAAGUUUAAUCAAUAUUUUCCUAAUACCAUUCGUCUUCGUUACUCAAGAAGAUCAUUAUUUAUGUUAUCUAUAUUUAUGUUUGGAGCCAGUUUACUACAUACGAAUUUUUUUCAAGUUACACCAGUCCUAUACCAAUCUAUAUGGAAAUGUCAUAAAAUCUCAUCGCAAACUUUGCAAAAAAUAUUUGAACACUCCAGGACAGUGCGUUUGGGAUAUUGUACCGAAUUUACCCGUGACUUUAAUAUGUUUUUGUUUUGGACACGAAGAACAGUUCUUUUCUUAUACGUGCUUGAGGAUGUUUCAUCUUUUACGGUUUUACUAUGUUGUAGAGUAUUUUCAGAAGAAUAUUAAUAGACUUUGGAGAAAAAAUUGGUGGUAUUUCGUGAAAAUUGUAAUUUAUUAUAUGAUUUUGAUUCAUAUUUUGGCUUGCAUAUGGUUUAUGAUAGCCUGUCCAUUUAACAAAUGUAUUACCGGAACUUGGAUAUCACAAUUUAGUAAAGAAAUAUCUAAAGAACAGGCAACACAUAAGAUGAUUUUAUCAUAUUACUAUGUUUUAACCUUAGUUACUACAACUGGUAUUGGUGAUAUUUCAUCUACAUCAAACUUGGAAGUGAUUUUUACAUUAAUAGUCAUAUUAGGUGGAAAAAUUGUCAUUUCAGUGAUUAUUGGAACUGUUCUAAAAGCCUUCUAUAUUUGUGAAAAGCGCCAUCUUAAAUUUCAUUCGCAAGCUAAGUUGUUGAAGAAAUACCUUAAGGAUAAAAACAUUUCAGAUUAUCUCCUAGGUAGAACAUCACUGUAUUUGGAAAAUCUAUGGAUAUAUCAAGAAGCAACACUAGAUCCUAGUAUUUUACAUAGUUUAUCCUACCCAUUAUAUCAAGAUCUGAUGUCAACUCUAUACGGAAAUCAAUUGGGAGAAACCUUCUUAUUCAAGGGAAUUGAUUCAAGUUUGCUUCACCAAAUCUGCACAAAAAUAAAACGUACCGUCUACUUCAAAGAUGACUACAUAGUAAAAUCGGGCGAUGUCAGUACAACAAUGUACUUUAUCAACACCGGCAAAGUAUUGGUUUUAACGAAGCACCCUCAGCUCACUGAAACCAAACACAUCGUACUUGAACCCAUGGAUCUGUUCGGAGUGUGCCAAGGGCUAAACCUCGAGGAAUGCCACAACUUUUACUACAGAUCAGCGACUGCUAUGGUUGAAAUUCUGUCUUUGAAAUAUGAAGAUUGGUUCUACUUGCUAGACUUCUUUCCGCGAGACAAGCUACAGAUGUUUGUUAGGGUAAACAAGGAAUAUAAAAAAAUAAAAGAUGAAAAUUAA